Messenger RNA from Entelurus aequoreus (snake pipefish), 4092 nucleotides. RefSeq lists its product as uncharacterized. The transcript is spliced from 10 exons. NCBI's taxonomy places the organism in Eukaryota, Metazoa, Chordata, Actinopteri, Syngnathiformes, Syngnathidae. The record is from RefSeq and is a predicted model, not a curated record. The coding region runs from base 11 to 3562 and encodes 1183 amino acids.
CUGGGCGAGGAUGAAGAUAAAGCCUGCUAAGUCCAGGAGCCUGUCCAUCAGGAAGGGUGUGAGAGAUGACAGGACAGUCUUCACAGCAGGAGGUGAGAAGAUUCCACUCCUGGCAGAGCAGCCCAUCCGAAGCCUCGGGAGGGAGUAUACAGCAGAGCUUUCGGACAGGCAGAUGGGGAGGGUGGUCCAGAAACAACUAAAAGAGGGGCUCGUAAGGAUCGACGGCAGCCAACUUCCUGGGAAGCUGAAGGUUUGGUGUUACCACUUCACACUUUUCCACCGCGUAAUGUGGCCGCUGAAAGUAGCCGAAAUUCCAUCUUCUCAGGCCAGCAAGAUGGACAGCAUCGCCAACGGUUAUAUCAGGAAGUGGCUGGGCCUCCCCCGCUGUUUCUCGGACACAGGUCUUUUCGGCAAGAACAUUCUGCAACUUCCUCUGAAGUCAAUCAAUCUGGGUUACAAGCAGGAGAAGACUCGCCUUGUACUGGAAUUGAGGGAAUCAAGAGACGAAGCUGUGAAGAGUGCAGCGGUGACUGUCCGCACUGGACGAAAGUGGAAGGCUCAGGUGGAAGUGGACCAAGCUGUCUCAAGGCUGAAGUACAAGGAGAUUCUGGGAAGAGUCCAAGACAGCCGGGCAGGACUGGGAUGGGGGCAACCAGUCCAGUUCUGGUCCAAAGCCACGAGACAGCAGAGGAAGGCCAUGGUGGUGGAAGAGGUCACACAAGUGGCGCAAGACCAGUAUUGGAUCAAGGCCGUAUCCCAGGGAAAACAGGGGGCAUGGACUCGCUGGGAGGAUACCAUCAAAAGAGUCAUAACCUGGGCCGACAUCUGGCGAACUCCUCAAUCUCGGCUUAGCUUCCUCGUGAGGGCAGCGUAUGACACCCUGCCAUGCCCUCGAAACCUCGCCCAAUGGUUCGGAAGCGAGGGCAAGUGCUCCCUGUGCAGCAAAGACAAUGCAGGACUCAAGCAUAUCCUUUCAGGUUGCAACGUCGCGCUGACGCAGGGACGCUUCCGGUGGCGACACAAUCAGGUGCUGAGGAAGUUGGCAGAGCUGUUGGAGAGAUGCAGAGUCGGGGCAAACAACGCCACAGAUCGCCAUCGGCCAAACAUCAAUUUCAUCAAACCAGGAGAGGUAGGACAGAAGACAGAGGCGGGAAGAUCAUCACUUCUGCUUACCCCUGGUAAGGGCUGGGAGAUGCGCGUUGACCUGGACAAGCUGCUAGUCUUCCCAACUGAGGUAAUACAGACAACGCUAAGACCAGACGUUGUGAUGUGGUCCUCAGCUGCUAAGAAAGUCCUCAUCAUUGAACUAACCGUGCCAUGGGAGGAGGGAAUACCAGUAGCACAUGAGUUCAAACGGUCAAAGUACAGCGACCUGGCAGAGGACUGCAAGGGGGGAGGCUGGUCUGCGUCCAUUCACCCCGUGGAGAUCGGAUGCAGGGGCUUCGUAGGAGGUUCUGCGACCCGGCUCCUGCGUGCGGCGGGAAUGACCGGUUACAGCCUGAGGAGGGCCAUUAAGGAGUUGGCAGAGGAGGCAGAGAAGACAAUAGAUCAGAUCAUGGACAGUACGACUACGGCAUCAGUGGCGGAUGCGGUGGAUGAACCAAUGGCAAUGGCACUAGAUUUGCCUGAUGAGGAGGGCGAUCAAGAUCAGGGAAAUACAAGAGAACAAGGAUGCCAGACGGACUGGGUACCGAUUGGGACAGCACCAACAGCAAUGACCAGUAGCAAGAGCACCCAAACAGGGAAAAUACAUCAUAGAUCAAAGGGACACCAGGUGACCCCAGAUAUCCUCGAGAGGGUUAGAGCUCGGCCGGCCAGGGUUAGUGAAGUCCCAUUGUCAAGUGUAGCAGCUCCAUCUGACAGCCCCGAGAUGCAGACUAACAUAGCAGCUCCAGGUGUGUCUGGAAUGCAAGCCAAGCUACGACCACCUCCUGCAUUGUUUGAUGAAGGACCAGCAUCAAGUCCCACUGCGCCUUUUGUUGGUGGUUCUUCCGAUGACAGCUAUGUGCCGAGUGAGUCAACGACAUCGGAUCCGUGUCAAUCUGACGGGUCGCCAGAUCGCCCAUGUACUCACCAGAUGCGUGAAGAGGGCUGCCACAAGGAACCAAAGUACAUCAUCUUUGAGUCGUGCCUCCAGAGUCUCGUCAAGUGGUGUCACUGUCCAGUCUGUGGCAGCCAGGACAUAAGCCCUUCUUGGGAUUCGAACGGUACACAGCUGACCAUGACUCUUCAAUGUGCAUCAUGUGACCAGAGGAGUAGUUGGAGCAGCCAGCCAAACAUUGGCCCUUAUGCCGCGGGCAACAUCCUGCUGUCUGCUGGCAUCCUCUUCGCUGGGGCAUCUUCUGGCAAGGUGUUGCAAGUGCUGAACAGCAUCGGAGUGGUCACGUAUGUGAAGAGGACAUUUUUCAACCACCAGGAGCUCAUCCUGCAGCCAGCCAUCAAAAAGGUGUGGGAGGAACAGCAACGGACGCACCUCACCAUGCUGCAGGUGGAAGGCCGACCCCUCGUCCUUGGUGGUGAUGGGCGAGCAGACAGUCCGGGACACAGCGCCAAGUUCGGUACCUACACCACAAUGGAGCUUGUGGCCAAUGUGGUUCUCGACCUUCAGGUUGUACAGAGCAACGAAUGUCUUGGCAGCUACCAUAUGGAGAUGGAAGGACUGAAGAGGAUGGUGGAACUGCUGAUCAGCUGGGACCUGGAUGUCGGGGUGCUGGUGACAGACCGACACAGACAGAUCGCUAAAUGGAUUCGUGAAAACAUGCCCAAUACACGGCACUGCUAUGACAUCUGGCAUGUUGCAAAAUCCAUCGGAAAGAAACUGAAGGCCAUCGCCAAGCAUAAGGACUGUGAAGACCUGAAGCCCUGGGUGCAAAGUAUAAUCAACCACCUCUACUGGGCAGCAGUGUCUACACCGCCUGGAGAGGGGGAACUUCUGGUUGCCAAGUGGAAGUCUGUGGAGCGACACAUUCAGAACAUCCACAAGGACCAUGGCGACCUCUUCCCAAUUUGUACUCAUGGACAACUGCAACGGCAAAAGAAAUGGCUCAAACAAAGUUCACGCUCAGCAGUGAAACUGGAGGAGGUGGUCAACAACAAGUCCCUGCUAAAAGAUAUCGCCAUGCUGUCGGGUGAACACCAGACUUCCAAGGUGGAGGCGUUCCAUAGCCUUAUCAUACAGUUCGCACCGAAAAUGUAUGUCUUCUCAUACAUCGGAAUGCUGUGCAGGAACCUGCUUGCUGGGCUGCACUGGAACGAAAAUUCGAGCCGCCCUAUAGCCACUACACAAGCGGGUGCUGAGCGCUAUGCAGUACGCUACCCGAAGUAUAAAGCAGGGGGCCAUGUGGUCAAGAAAAUCGCGACAGAGCCAACAUACCGCUACGUAGAUGACUUGAUCAGGGAGGUUGUUGCUGGCUGCAGACAGACCCCUGACCAGAGAACACCAGUCAGCGUCACUGUGGAUGUGCCUCCCUUCCUCUGCGAUGAACUGGAGAAGCCAGACAAGGAGGAAGCCAUCGCCAAGCACAGGAGUCGCUUCGGUAAGUGUGAAAUGCCCUCCCGGUAACAGUUAGAGAUGCUACCUCAGUAGAAGCAUUUAAGUCCCAUCUUAAAACUCAUUUGUAUACUCUAGCCUUUAAAUAGACCCCCUUUUUAGACCAGUUGAUCUGCCGUUUCUUUUCUUUUCUCCUCUGCCCCCCCCCCCACGUGGAGGGGUUAUUCCGGUGACCAUGGAUAAAGUGCUGGCUGUCCAGAGUUGGGACCCGGGGUAUACCGCUCGCCUGUGCAUCGGUUGGGGACAUCUGCGCUGCUGACCCGUCUCCGCUCGGGGUGGCCUCCUGCUGGCUCCACUGGACCCUCACUAAUAUGUUAGACCCACUCGACAUCCAUUGCUUUCGGUCUCCCCUAGAGGGGGGGGGGUUACCCACAUAUGCGGUCCUCUCCAAGGUUUCUCAUAGUCAUUCACAUCGACGUCCUACUGGGGUGAGUUUUCCUUGCCCGUGUGUGGGCUCUGUACCGAGGAUGUCGUUGUGGCUUGUGCGGCCCUUUGAGACAUUUGUGAUUUAGUGCUAUAUAAAUAAACAUUGAUUGAUUGAC